Messenger RNA from Tetrahymena thermophila SB210, 1179 nucleotides. Its product is annotated as MNN4 protein, putative. The record is from RefSeq and is a predicted model, not a curated record. The transcript has 3 exons. Lineage: Eukaryota; Ciliophora; Oligohymenophorea; Hymenostomatida; Tetrahymenidae.
AUGAAUUUUGAAAAUUUGAAAGUUUUACAAACUAGCUUCAUUAAGUUAUGCCUUAAUUAGCAUAAACCUCAUUUAGAAUUAAAAGAAGUAAAAUUUAUGAAAAAAAAUUUUUAAUAUUCCUAAAAUUAAAUCGAAAUAUACGAUUAUGGGCACGCUAAAGUAUUUGACCAUCAAGAACAAACUCAGAAAUUACUAAUUAUUUGCCUAUAUAAAGGAUAUGAAAGUUAAACUGAGUUUUACUUAAGAGUUAUGAAAACUGCUGUAAGAAGUGAUAUCCUUUUAAAUUUAGUUAAACACUAUUACUUAGAUGAUAAUCAACUUUUCUAUGUUUUUGAAAUGGAAUGUUUUGAUGAGACAUUAAAUACAUUUUAGUAAAAGCACAUUGUAGAUGGUUAAAUUAUUAACUCUUUGAAAGAUUAAAUUACUUAAUACUUCUUCAAAACUCAAGAAAUAAUUUAAGAUUAUAAAUAAGAUCUUCAAUUCUACAUUAAAUAUACAUAAUAAAAAUAACUCUAAAUUAAGGUUAAUUUGAUAGAUCCAAGUUUGAGUGAAUAAUAAUUAAAGUAAAAAUAAAAUUAACAAAGAUUUCAAAGUAUAGGUGAAUAAGAAUGUGAAGGACGCUUAGAAAACUAAGAUGAAAUUUUAGUAAAUAAAUAAUAAAAUUUAGACUAAAGUUAAAAUAAAACUGAGAUUGAUAUUGAAGAUGAAGAAAAAUAAAAUUUCUUAGAAGCAAUAAAUUAUAUUAGUAAUUCAAUCAAUAUGCAAAUUUAAAAAAAUGAUCUUGUGAGCUCUGUUUAACACUUUUACUCAAAUAUUUUAAAUUUUCAUCCUUUGGAAAUCUUCAAAACGGUUUAAGAGUGCCCUAUGUAUUAAAGUUUCUAGGAAAUCUCUUUCGGUGAAUAAACCUUUUAAAUGAAGGUUCAAAAACGAGGAUAGACUAUUUUACUAGAAGGAACUAAUAUAAAAGAUUAAUAAAAUGAUAGCUUUAACUUUGAGUAAAAUGAUUUUGGAUUUUAAAUUGAUUCAUUUAGCUUUUAAGAAUCUUCAGAAUUUUAUGUUUUCCUAAUUGAAUCUAAAAUUUAAAGUUGCCUUGAAAAAUUCAAUAAAGAAUAUAGCAGCUUAAAUAACCUGAGAAAAGCUACAGGAAAUGUUAACACCAUGGUAAAUUAUAAGAAUUGA